Sphenostylis stenocarpa is the source of this 1881-nucleotide messenger RNA. The record is from the annotation of a GenBank genome assembly. NCBI's taxonomy places the organism in Eukaryota, Viridiplantae, Streptophyta, Magnoliopsida, Fabales, Fabaceae.
AUGGCUAUUGAGGAUUCAUCUUCUCCUAAUGGCCUUCGUCUUGUGAUAGAGGACUACCCUUAUGCUGUUGAUGGACUUGAAAUAUGGAAUGCUAUUAAGACAUGGGUCCAAGACUACGUCUCCUUGUACUAUGGGACAGAUGAUGCAGUUGAAGAAGACCGUGAACUUAAAGCAUGGUGGAAAGAAGUUAUUGAGAAGGGCCAUGCUGACUUAAAAGAUGAGUCAUGGUGGCCUAAACUACAGACUCGUCAAGAGUUGAUCCAGUCCUGUAGUACUAUUAUAUGGAUUGCUUCGGCUCUUCAUGCUGCUGUUAAUUUUGGACAAUAUCCUUAUGGUGGUUAUAUCCUUAAUCGUCCAACUCUUAGCAGAAGAUUGAUCUCGGAAAAAGGAACUCCAGAAUAUGAUGAGAUGGUGACAAAUCCGCAGAAGGCGUAUUUGAAAACAAUUACACCGAAGUAUCAGACUCUUAUUAACCUUUCAGUUAUAGAAAUAUUGUCAAGACAUACUUCUGAUGAGGUCUACCUUGGACAGAGGGAUGGUUCAAAUUGGAUCUCUAAUCCAAAAGCAGUAGAAGGCUUUAAAAAAUUCGGAAAAAACCUUGAAAACAUUGAGAAAAAAAUCUCAGAAAGAAAUCAUGAUCCAAAUCUUAGAAAUCGAACUGGGCCAGCUCAAUUGCCCUAUACUGUGCUUCUUCCUACCAGUGAAACAGGUCUCUUUUCAAUGGUGGUCAAGGGAAGGGUGGUGUUGAUGCAGAAGAAUGUGCUUGAAACUGUAACCGAUGCCAAGGAGCUUGUUAGCUCUGCCAUCAAACUAAUGAGUUCAUCAGUGGAAUAUGAUAUCACUAAAUCAGUGUUUUUCAAGUUGAUUAGUCGAACCAAAUCCAACCAUUGCUCAAGAGAUGGAGCUGGGAAAGUUGGAAAGGAAACUUGUCUAGAGAAUAAUGUUUCUGUGUUACGAAGCUUGGGUGAGAGAAGAGAGGAAUUCGAUAUUUAUUUUGAAUGGGAUGCUGCUGAGAUGGGAAUUCCAGGAGCAUUUUACGUUAAAAACUUGAUGAAUGAUGAGUUCUUCCUUGCCAGUUUGACUCUUGAAUAUCCAUUUCCAGCAUGCCACCAGAACAAGGACAAAAACAAGAUUCACUUUCCAUAUCUUCCUGGGAAUCAGACACCAGGGACAUUACGAAAGUACAGAGAAGAAGAGUUGAAGAGUUUAAGGGGAGAUGGAACUGGACAGCGUCAGGAAUGGGAUAGGAUUUAUGAUUAUGAUGUCUAUAAUGAUUUGGGCUUUCUAGACAGUGAUAUACAACAGGAUCACCCAAUUCUUGGAGGCCCCCACUAUCCCUACCCUCGUAGGGUUAGGACUGGGAGAAAACUCAUCCACAACCCCAAGAAUGGUAGCGAAUACGAGGAACAAGGCCAGAAUUAUGUGCCAAGGGAUGAAAAAUUCAGUCACGUGAAGACAUCAGGUUUCCUUGAAUUUGGAAAGAAAACUUUAGCUGCAGGUGUCGAACCCUUGCUCGUAUCUUUAUAUUUGAAGCUCACAUCGAACGAGUUUAACAGCUUCGAAGAAGUGCAGAAAAUGUAUGAAGGUGGCAUUACUCUCCCUGUAUCUGUCACUGGCCCGGGUACUCAAAAUGUUCUUCAGUUUCCACCACCUCGUGUAAUUCAAGAAAGCAAGUUUGCAUGGAUGACUGAUGAAGAGUUUACAAGAGAGAUGAUUGCUGGUGUAAACCCUUGUGUAAUUCGCCUUCUUAAAAGGGAGGAUCUUGCACCGCGAAGCAACCAAGAUUGCCACUCUAAUCAAGCUAGUACAAUUACAAAAGAACAGUUGGAGAUUAACAUGGGUGGGAUCACGGUAGAUGAGGUAACGAUAUACACGGAUUAA